Molecule: messenger RNA, 402 nt
Organism: Hypanus sabinus (Atlantic stingray)
Lineage: Eukaryota; Metazoa; Chordata; Chondrichthyes; Myliobatiformes; Dasyatidae
Gene: rps29
Product: ribosomal protein S29
Exons: 3
Coding region: 104-274 (56 amino acids)
Biological process (GO): translation
Cellular component (GO): ribosome; cytosolic small ribosomal subunit
Molecular function (GO): structural constituent of ribosome; zinc ion binding
Source: RefSeq, a predicted model, not a curated record
UGAUAUUCAAAUGAGAACGCCGGGGCCGCUGGGAAGGGAUUGAAGAGCGCGUGCGCGGCCUACACGCUCUCUCUCUCUCUCUCGGAUCCACCGCCGCGCCGACAUGGGCCAUCAGCAGCUCUACUGGUCUCACCCCCGAAAGUUCGGACAGGGCUCCCGCUCCUGCCGCGUGUGCGCGAACCGUCACGGACUGAUCCGGAAGUACGGUCUGAACAUGUGCCGGCAAUGCUUUCGGCAGUACGCUAAGGACAUCGGCUUCGUCAAGUUGGACUAAAUUACGAAUGGAGCAAGACUGCAAUGAGGAAAAAGAACCCUGACCUACUCAGCUGUGAUCAUCUGACAGAAGCAAACGUUUUGUAAUGCUCCAAUUUUGUAAAUAAAGUUCCUUCUUGUUAGUGCUGA